Messenger RNA from Acanthosepion pharaonis, 525 nucleotides. The record is from the annotation of a GenBank genome assembly. Lineage: Eukaryota; Metazoa; Mollusca; Cephalopoda; Sepiida; Sepiidae.
AUGCUCAAGAGAUCUGCAAAAAUCUCAGAAUUUACCCAUCACUCGUUCGUCAACUUCUCCAUGAAUCGCCAAAUCUCGUUACCAAUCAAGACUCUUUCGGUUUGGCGCGGACCCUCAGCUGUCAACUUUAUAGUGGAAUUUAAUCCCAUUCUCUUUCUUUUUUCUUUCUUGCUUUCUUUUUUUGUUUUCAUUUUUUUUCUUUCUUUCUUACGUCUUUUCCUUUCUUUCUUUUUCGUUUUUUUCUUUCUUUUUCGUCUCUUCUUUCUUUUCAUUUUUUCUUUCUUUUUUCGUCUUUUCUUUCUUUUUCGUUUUUCUUUGUUUUUCUUGCUAUCUUUUUUUUCGCUUUUAUAUGCGCCAUUUUUCUUUUUAUACGGUGAUCCUAUUUUUCAUUACUUGCUUCUUUGUCGCUUUUAUUUCAUUUCUUUCUUUGUUUAUUUCUUUUUUCUGAACUACGUUUGUUUCUUUCAUUUUGCAAUGUCCUUCUAUCUUUUCAAAUUUUUUCUUGCUGUCUUUCUUUCUUUCUAA